Molecule: messenger RNA, 1599 nt
Organism: Aedes albopictus (Asian tiger mosquito)
Lineage: Eukaryota; Metazoa; Arthropoda; Insecta; Diptera; Culicidae
Product: tubulin alpha-2 chain
Biological process (GO): microtubule cytoskeleton organization; mitotic cell cycle
Cellular component (GO): cytoplasm; microtubule
Molecular function (GO): GTP binding; structural constituent of cytoskeleton
Source: RefSeq, a predicted model, not a curated record
AGAGAGUGCAUUUCGGUUCACAUCGGACAGGCCGGCGUCCAGAUCGGAAAUGCGUGCUGGGAGCUGUACUGCUUGGAGCACGGCAUUCAACCCGAUGGCCAGAUGCCGUCGGAUAAAACUAUUGGAGGUGGCGAUGAUUCCUUCAACACCUUCUUCAGCGAAACUGGGUCUGGAAAGCAUGUGCCUCGCGCGGUGUUUGUAGAUUUGGAACCGACUGUUGUGGAUGAGGUUCGCACGGGUACCUAUCGGCAGCUAUUUCAUCCAGAACAAUUAAUCACGGGCAAGGAAGACGCAGCAAAUAAUUAUGCCCGAGGACACUACACCAUUGGUAAGGAGAUCGUCGAUAUAGUUCUGGAUCGCAUACGAAAGCUUGCCGACCAAUGCACCGGCCUGCAAGGGUUCCUUGUUUUCCACUCUUUUGGUGGAGGUACCGGAAGUGGUUUCACUUCAUUGCUUAUGGAAAGGCUGUCGGUUGAUUAUGGAAAGAAGUCCAAGCUUGAAUUUUCUAUAUACCCGGCACCUCAGGUCUCAACGGCAGUGGUGGAGCCAUAUAAUUCUAUCCUAACCACCCACACCACUCUGGAGCACUCUGACUGUGCGUUCAUGGUCGAUAACGAGGCCAUCUACGAUAUUUGCCGCCGAAACUUGGAUAUUGAGCGACCUACUUAUACAAAUCUUAACCGCCUGAUCGGCCAAAUAGUUUCUUCAAUAACUGCAUCGCUUCGCUUCGAUGGUGCCUUAAAUGUCGAUUUGACCGAAUUCCAAACUAAUUUGGUACCGUACCCUCGAAUUCACUUCCCCCUUGCCACGUACGCUCCGGUAAUUUCAGCUGAGAAAGCCUACCAUGAACAGCUCACUGUCGCUGAAAUUACAAAUGCUUGCUUUGAGCCGGCCAAUCAGAUGGUCAAAUGUGAUCCUCGUCAUGGUAAAUACAUGGCAUGUUGUAUGCUGUACCGUGGAGACGUUGUUCCAAAGGAUGUCAAUGCUGCAAUCGCAACCAUUAAAACCAAGCGUUCGAUUCAAUUUGUUGACUGGUGCCCCACAGGAUUCAAGGUCGGAAUCAACUAUCAACCUCCAACGGUCGUUCCUGGUGGUGACUUGGCCAAAGUACAGAGAGCGGUGUGCAUGCUGUCGAACACCACUGCCAUUGCUGAGGCCUGGGCCCGUCUGGAUCAUAAAUUUGACUUGAUGUAUGCAAAACGAGCUUUUGUACAUUGGUAUGUUGGAGAAGGAAUGGAGGAAGGAGAAUUUUCCGAGGCUCGUGAGGAUUUGGCUGCGUUGGAAAAGGAUUACGAGGAAGUUGGAGUUGAUUCAACGGAAGAGGUUGGAGAAGGCGACGAAUAUUAAUUCAAUCGAUGACAGCGGAUCAGGAUUCGACUUUUUUGGGUUCUGAAUAUUAGUGUCAAAUCAAAACGAUUUAACACGUAAAUGUUCAUUAAUUCAUUAAUCAGACAAACCAAAAAUAAUCAUCAUGUGAACCUUAACACUGCCCACACAACCAUAUCUACUGAUCACUUAUGCUGGAAAAAAGAUUAUCUUUAUUAACAGGUUUUAAUACAUGUACUAAUUUAUUUAUCGAAGCACAAAUUUUUCUCGAGA